This is a messenger RNA of Anopheles funestus (African malaria mosquito), 2385 nucleotides long. Its product is annotated as protein TAPT1 homolog. The record is from RefSeq and is a predicted model, not a curated record. The coding region runs from base 229 to 2265 and encodes 678 amino acids. Gene Ontology annotation, cellular component: endoplasmic reticulum membrane; ciliary basal body. Lineage: Eukaryota; Metazoa; Arthropoda; Insecta; Diptera; Culicidae. The transcript has 2 exons. Gene Ontology annotation, biological process: maintenance of protein localization in endoplasmic reticulum; positive regulation of cilium assembly.
UGAUCCACACUCAACUGUCAUUCAGCUGUUUUCGGCUCACGCAGCGAUUGCUACGCUGACGUUCGUAAACUGAACGUUUUGUGGUAGACUGUUUAUCAAACAACAUAAUUCCGUGGGUGAUUUCAUAAGUGGCCCGGGUUCAUAAGUACGCCAAGUAGGUGGAUUCUUGCAGCAGCUUGUAGCGGGAUAGUGGGCACAGGAAAUGCCACCGGCAUCGAUGCGGUGAGAAUGUUUCGCAAGGAUGACAUUUUUGCAACACCCCAAGAGCGCCAGCGAAAGAAGUUACGCUUUCAGGGUGACCUGGCGGCGCAAUUCAAUCGGGAUUCCGUCGCUUCCGGGCUAAAUGGAACGUCGGGCAAUAAUCGCAUUGAGGAAGUUUCAUCGGAUGACGAUACCAAACGGCUUCUAAAUGGAGAAACGGCACCGGAGCGACCAGAACGUGGUAGUCUGUACGAUUUCGUACGUAUCGAACUGACCAGAGGUUACGUGCUGGAACAUGACGAAGAGCGAUAUUCGGCACGGAGGGAAAAAAUAUACUCCUUCCUGAAGAUUCCGCGCGAGGUGGAAAGCUUCAUGCGGUACGGUGUUCUACAAUGUGCCGACUCGUUCCUGUACAUCUAUACCUUUCUACCGAUAAGAUACCUUCUAGCUCUCUGGGCACUAAUAACCAGACCAAUUGCACGGUGUCUCGGAUUUCGACGUCCGUCCCAAAGGUUGCUGGCACCGGCAGAAAUUUGUGAUCUACUGAAGGGCACCAUUUGGAUAAUCUGCAGCUACACGCUGCUGUAUAUCGACACAAACAUGCUGUACCACUUGAUCAAGAGUCAGUCGAUCAUAAAGCUGUACAUAUUUUACAAUAUGCUCGAAGUGAGCGAUCGCUUGCUGUCAGCGUUCGGGCAGGACACGAUCGAUUCCCUGUUCUGGACGGCAACGGAACCAAAGCACAGCAAACGACAGCACCUCGGUACGAUUCCGCACUUUCUCUUCGCGAUCGUGUACAUGAUGUUGCACAGCGUGUGUGUCAUGCUUCAGGCCACCUCACUGAACGUGGCCAUUAACUCAAACAACAAGGGUCUGUUGACCAUCAUGAUGUCGAACAACUUCGUUGAAUUAAAGGGCAGCGUGUUCAAGAAGUUCGACAAGAACAACCUCUUCCAGCUGAGCUGUAGCGAUGUGCGCGAGCGGUUCCACUUGUCCGUACUGAUGCUGAUAGUGCUGAUACAGACGAUGAAGGAGUUCAGCUGGAAGUCGGAGCAAUUUUUCCUGAUGAUUCCGGAUUGUAUGUAUGUAAUGUUUACCGAGUGUUUGGUGGAUUGGAUAAAGCACGCUUUCAUCACGCGCUUCAAUGAGCUACCGUGUGAAGUGUACCGGGAGUACACGACUAGUUUGGCUUACGAUAUGACGCAAACGCGACAGAAGCACGCGUUCAGCGAUCACUCCGAUCUUGUCGCCCGUCGCAUGGGUUUCAUACCAUACCCGCUCGGUGUUAUUCUGGUGAAAGCACUUUAUCACGCGCUAUCGUUCGAUAAUGCUGGUUCGAUUGUCAUCUUGUUCGUUGCGUUCCUGGUGUUGCUUAGUGCGCGCGUGCUGAACACAAUUUGUGCCCUCGGCAAGGCAUGCGAUCUUACGCAGAAGCAUCAGGAUGAGAAGAAUCAGAGUGGAUGCCAUCCGCUUACUUCCACACCUUUACCGAACAAUGCACGGGCAGGUGGUGGAGUUGGUGGUCGAGCGACAAGCGAUACCGCUACUUCUCCGAUCCAUCGUUCACAUGCAACACAGUCAGCAAAUGUGACCGCAUCUCCGUCCGGUAUGGUGAGCACGAUGCUUUCUCCAUCCUCCCCCCAAUCGACACCGAUGUCGGUAGGCAAAUCUACAAGCUCGCUGGCAAGUUCCGUCAGCAGUAGUUCAACUGACGUGCUGCGGAAAACAUCCGGCCUUGGCGCGACGGCACUGUUUUCGAACAGUGACGUUGACCUGGAUGAUGUUAAGCUGAACGAUCAGGUAUUGAAUGGUAGCAGCACCGGAAAUGUAGACUCUAGCGGUAGCCGUACCCAGAAAGAGGAGGAAGAAAAUGUUGCCCGCAGUGUGCCAGAUCUGCAACAGGAGCCAGGCCUGGAGAAAACAUCGGGUUGGCAUCAGAAUGAACCGGCUGGGGGUGAAGGAGCGGAAGGACCGUUACACCCUCAUCAUCACCACCAUCAUUACGUGCGCACACAUAAACGGUCCGAGUCGGAACCAUCGAUUCAGCUGGAGGGUGGUGGGUAAGGCUGUUGCAUAGCGUAGAAUGCGAAAAACGCCGAACGUGUUACGACCACGUGUUUGUUUGAUUUGUUUGUGCGCGGUCGUAGUAACUUAUUUCGAUAAAAUGCAGAAUUUUAACAUUUA